Molecule: messenger RNA, 885 nt
Organism: Trichechus manatus latirostris (Florida manatee)
Lineage: Eukaryota; Metazoa; Chordata; Mammalia; Sirenia; Trichechidae
Product: ret finger protein-like 4A
Exons: 2
Coding region: 1-885 (294 amino acids)
Biological process (GO): protein ubiquitination
Cellular component (GO): cytoplasm
Molecular function (GO): ubiquitin protein ligase activity; protein binding
Source: RefSeq, a predicted model, not a curated record
AUGGCUGAAAGCUUUCGAGAAGCAAGCAGAUGUCCUGUCUGUCUGACCUAUUUAGAGAAACCCGUGUUCUUGAAAUGUGGAUACAUUUGCUGCCUCCACUGCCUCAAUUCACUGCAGACAGAGCCCAAUGGGGAGGGUGUAUUGUGCCCUAACUGCCCCGUGGUCACCCAGAAGAAUGAUAUCAGGAGACAUUAUCAGCUGGGGAACCUGGUGUCCAAGAUCAAGGAACUGGAGCCCCACCUAAGGGCUAUCCUAUACCUGAACCCAAGGAUUGUCAAAUUCCAAGUGGACAUGACCUUUGAUGUGGACACAGCCAAUAACCUCCUCAUCAUUUCUGAGGACCUGAGGAGUGUCCGAUGUGGGCAUGUCAAACAGAAGCUGAAAGAACACGCUGAGAGAUUCAGCCAAUCUAUCUGCGUCCUGGGCUCCUCUUGGUUCACCUCUGGCCGCCAUUACUGGGAGGUAGAUGUGGGAACAAGCCAAGAAUGGGAUCUGGGCAUUUGCAGAGAAUCCAUUAACCGACAAGGGAUGGUCUACAUGUCUGCCUGUCUUGGGUUCUGGAUUCUGAGUUGGAGGAAGGGCUGGUACUUCUCAGCCAGCACGAUGCCUCCAACACCCCUCAUGGUGAGCAUGCCAUUACUCCGAGUGGGCAUUUUCCUGGAUUUGGACAUUGGAAACCUUUCCUUUUGUAACAUUAGUGAUGGAUCCCAUAUCUUCACAUUCACCAAGAUUUCUGCAUCUGAGCCCCUGCGCCCUUUCUUUUGUCCUUCAGUUCCAAGGAGUGGUGAUGACAGCUCCCUAAAGAUCUGUUCUGUGAUGGUUCCAAGCCUUCUAUCAAAACCCAGUGUAGACCAAUGCACCAAGAUGACAAAAAACGUUGAUUGA